UUGUGCAUUCCACCUUGUGUGACUUGAAUCGUGGGCAAGUAAAAUUCCAUGGAGGCGGGUCAAAAACGAACAAUUCGAUCCCCUCGAGAGAAAAAUCUAUAUAAAGCCCAUCUUACGCAGUUUCCAACAUAUUCAGCAAGGAAGGCAAUAGAUAGUGGGAGCAAAUAGACUAAAGUUUCAGAAACUGCUAGAUUUAGAUUGCUGGUCCUAUAAGCCAAGUGGAUGGUGAUGGAAGGAUUCAUACUAUCCAAGAGGCAAUGUACUUUGCUCUCUAAAAGUUACUGCACAACAGCCCUUACCGGGAAGAUGGGACCUUCUAUUAGAGAACGCUGGUGUUUCUGCAAUGCAUAUGACACUUCUACACACCAAUAAAGUGCUCAUCUUCGACCAGACGCUCGCGGGUCCCUCACAGAUCAGCAGAACUGACCCAAUCUGCAGUAGCAAAACACCAGCUUCGGGCGAGGAUUGUUGGGCGCACUCAAUCGAAUACGAUAUUGCCACCAACAAGGUGAAGCCUCUGCACGUCAUCACAGACACAUUUUGUUCCUCCGGCUCCUUUGCCAGCAAUGGAACGCUGGUGCAGACUGGCGGAUGGAGCAACGGCGACAGAGUGACCCGUUUCUUCACGCCUUGCUCAGAUUCCUCCUGCGACUGGGUCGAAUCUCCCACAUUGCUGUCCUCCAGAAGAUGGUAUGCUUCGAAUCAGAUAUUGCCUGAUGACCGUAUCAUCAUCGUGGGAGGGCGUAGAUCGUUUAAUUACGAAUUUGUCCCGAAGAGACCGGGCGAGGGGUCCUUCCAGCUCCCGUUUCUGGCAAAGACCGAUACUGUCGACGAGGAGAACAACUUGUACCCAUUCACACAUUUGUCUUCAGACGGCAAUCUCUUCAUCUUCGCCAACAAGGAUUCAAUCCUCCUCGACUACAAAAAGGACCAGGUGAUCAGAACUUUCCCCACCAUGCCCGGCGGUGGUGCCCGGAACUACCCUUCAUCGGGUUCCUCCGUCAUGCUCCCGCUUGACUCAGCUAACAAUUUCCAGAGGGUGGAGAUUCUCAUCUGCGGAGGAGCGCCCGACGGAGCCUUCAAAAAAGCCACAUUUAACCAGACAUUCUUGGAGGCGCUCAAGAGUUGUGGGAGAAUCGAGAUCACAGCGUCAAAUCCAGUGUGGCAAAUGGAGGACAUGCCCGGGCCGAGGGUGAUGAACGACAUGCUCAUUCUCCCCACAGGCGAAGUCCUCAUAAUCAACGGUGCCAGGCAAGGAACCGCCGGCUGGCAAUCUGCGAGAGAGCCUGCGCUAAGCCCGUUUCUCUACAGACCAGCAGCAGCCAUGGGAGAUCGAUUCCGGGUCCUGGCUCCCACAGAAAUACCGAGAAUGUACCACUCUACUGCAAAUGUUCUUCCAGAUGGACGAGUCCUGGUGGGUGGAAGCAACUCCAAUUUUGGAUACCGUUUCUCUGGCGUGCCAUUCCCCACUGAACUUCGACUGGAAGCGUACACUCCUUAUUAUCUGCAUUCGAAUUACGAUCCCAAAAUGGCAGCCAUUACUUUCAUUUCAACAAGGGAGAUCAAGUACGGCUCCAAAUUCAUCGUUCGCUUUUCUCUACCCAGGCGACCCAGCAACAGCAUUCGUUUCCACGCGUACGCCCCUCCCUUCACCACGCACACGUGGUCGAUGAACCAGAGAAUGUUGUCGUUGGCAGCCACAACAGUCGUCAAAGGAAGUGCAGGGUAUUUAGUGGGUUUGACGGCUCCACCAACAGCGGUGGCGGCUCCGUCUGGGUAUUACUUGUUCACCAUUGUGAAUGGAGGUAUUCCGAGCAAGGCCGAAUGGAUUCGCUUCGUUAAUUAACACAGGUGAAAUAUUAUGAAUUCUUCUGGGUGGUUUCUUGUAAUCUUUAUACACUCUAGAUUCUUAGAAAGAUAAAAGCAAAUUCUUUAAUCAUAAAAGCCGGAGUAGCAGAGGAACGAGAAUACUGGUCUACGGGAUUUUAUGUAUAUUCCUAAAAACAGUCGGUGAUUGAAGCAUUUUCCCCGCCCAUCUAAACGGCGACUGUCCCGUGUCUUAAAAAAUAAGGAAUGAGAUUUCCAGAUGUAAAUCCUAUUAAACAUACACAUAUUCCCUAUCCCUGAUUUGCUUCUACAUAGGGCUUGUAUAUUAGUUUUAAAAGCUAGCGACUGUAUCACUAAGAACAUUUUUAGAAAUUAAUUAGAAAUGGUAUUGUAGAUUCUUUUCA
Messenger RNA from Cryptomeria japonica (Japanese cedar), 2231 nucleotides. Its product is annotated as aldehyde oxidase GLOX1. The record is from RefSeq and is a predicted model, not a curated record. Lineage: Eukaryota; Viridiplantae; Streptophyta; Pinopsida; Cupressales; Cupressaceae. Bases 344 to 1846 code for a protein of 500 amino acids. The transcript has a single exon.